AUGAGUCAAAUGUUUAGAUUUGCUACGCUUCUCGAUAAAUUUUAUAUGUUUAUAGGUACAAUAGCAGCAUUUGGUAAUGGUAUUGCUGUACCACUCAUGACCGUUAUCUUUUCAGGAUUUAUUGACAUCUUUUCAAGAUUCUCCUUGGCCUUAUCAAUUUAUAAUUCUACUCAAGAUGAAGCACAAUUUGUUAUAGCUAAAAAUGAAUUGGAUUCAGAUAUUCGUAGACAUGUUUAUUAUUUUUUGAUACUGGGUGCUUCGAUUUUUGUCGCUAGUUAUAUUCAAAUGGUUACUUGGUCUAUUGCCGGUGCAAAUCAAGCGAACGAAGUUCGUAGAUUAUAUUACUCAUCUCUAUUAAAACAAGACAUAGCAUAUUUUGAUAAUACACCAUCAGGGGAUAUAACAACACGCAUAUCAAAUGAUACUUAUACUUAUCAAGAAGGGAUAUCCGAAAAAGUGGGAUUUAUUUUACAAAAUGCUGCCACAUUUUUUGGUGGUUUCAUUAUCGCUUUCUUCAGAAGUUGGCAAUUAACGCUUGUAUUAUGUUCCAUAUUUCCUUUACUGAUUGCCGCUGGUGCUAUUAUGGCAAAAUCCGUUAGAGGUGGUACUUCAAAGGGUCAAGAUGCUUACGCAGCAGCAGGAUCAAUAGCAGAACAAGUCUUUUCUAACAUUCGCACAGUGUUAGCAUUUGGAGGACAACCACGCGAACUCGCUAGAUACUCUGAAAAAUUAGAAUUAGCGUACAAAUCGGGAAAAAGGAAGGCAAUAAUUAGUGGUUUUGGAUUAAGUUCGAUGAUGUUGAUUUUAUUUAGUUCUUAUUCCUUGGCAUUUUGGUACGGGAGUAAGCAAAUUUUAAGUGGAUCAAAAACCAGUGGUGAUAUUUUUGGUGCCUUCUUGGCCGUUAUAAUCGGAGCCUUUUCAAUUGGAAACGCAUCACCGUAUUUUGGUGACGUAGCUGCAGCGCUAGGAUCGGCAAAAAAUUUGUUUUCAACCAUAGAUCGUAAACCUUUGAUAGACGUAACCUCCACCUCCGGUCAAAAAAUAUUGCCUUCCUCUAAAUUUGAGGGACGCAUCGAGUUUAAAAACAUCUCAUUUCAUUACCCAUCUCGCCCUGAUGUACCGAUAUUAAAAGGUUUCUCAUUAACAAUCGAACCAAAUCAAACCGUAGCAUUAGUAGGUUCAAGUGGUAGUGGAAAAUCUACGAUAGUUGGAUUAUUAGAAAGGUUUUAUGAUCCCGUCGAAGGAGAGAUCCUGAUUGAUGGAGUAUCAAUAAAAGAAUGGAAUUUGAAAUUUCUUAGAGGACUUAUCGGAUUGGUUGGACAAGAGCCAGUUUUAUUUCCAAACACUAUUAGGCAAAAUAUUGCAUGGGGUAAAGUGUCGGAGGAUGGUCGACAAGUUGGUAUCGAAGAGAUUAUAGAAGUGUGUAAAAAGGCAAAUGCACAGGAAUUCAUUGAAGAUUUACCAAAGAAAUAUGAUACUUUAGUAGGGGAUAAAGGUGCAUUAUUGUCAGGAGGACAAAAACAAAGAAUUGCUAUUGCAAGGGCGCUUAUAAAAGAUCCACCGAUAUUAUUGUUGGAUGAAGCCACCUCUGCAUUAGAUACCGAUUCCGAAAGUCUUGUACAAGAUGCUUUGGACAAUGCAUCCUCUAAUAGGACUACAAUUGUCAUAGCUCAUAGGUUAUCUACCAUCAAAAAUGCCGAUAAAAUAAUCGUAAUGCAUAAGGGUGAAAUUAAAGAAGUAGGAAAACACGACGAAUUAAUUACUCAAAAGGGUGUUUAUUAUGGACUUGUACAGGCUCAAGCACUAAAAACUCGAAAGAAAAAAGAUACAAAGACGCCAUUUUCAAGGUUAUUUAACUUAAACAAACCAGAAUGGGUAUUAAUAACGAUCGGGGUAAUCUCAUCAGCAAUCGAUGGUACCAUUUUCCCAAUAUUCGCCACAAUAUUUUCAUCAUUAUUGGAUUCAUUAGCCAAAGUAGACCGUCCUGAUGAGCUAAAGCGUGAUGCAAACUUUUUCUCUGGAAUAUUUUUAAUUAUUGCAUCAAUCACCUUUUUAGCAGUACUUGCCAAAACUACUUCGUUUAAGUUAAGUUCAGAAAGAUUAACUAAACGUAUUAGAUUAAUGACGUUUGAUCAAUUAAUGAAACAAGAAGUGUCAUUUUAUGAUGAUGAAAAGAAUAGUGCUGGUAUUUUAACUGCUAGAUUGGCUGUUGAUGCUACAAAGAUUGAGGGACUUACAGGUUCGCUUAUGGGUAAUAUUAUACAAACUACAGUCACCAUUUGUGUUGGUCUGGGGCUCGCGUUUUCUUAUGGUUGGAAAUUAACCUUGGUUGUAAUAUCUGCGGCUCCUCUAAUUGGAAUUGCACAAUACGCUAAAUUAAAAUCUAUGGCCGGCUACGGUUCUAAGACUCUCAAAGCAUACGAAGGGACAGGACACAUAGUUCAUCAAAGUGUCUCUAAUAUUCGGACGAUCGCAUCUCUCUCAUUGGAAGAUACAUUCUACAAGUUAUAUCAUAAAUCAAUUUCAGAACCUCAUAAAAUUGCUGUAAAAGGAACUAUGAUUGCAGCAUUAGGGUUUGGACUCUCACAAGGAAUGAUAUAUUUCUUUUACUGCCUUACUUUCUGGUACGGAUCCGAAUUAAUUAAAAGUCAAGAAUAUACAAUAAAGAGAAUGUUCAGCGUAUUCUUUGUAAUAACUUUUACCUCAACCGCCGUUGGUCAAAUAAGUACUUUCGUACCAGAAAUAUCAAAAGCGAGGGUAGCAGCACUUUCGAUAUUUGAAUUACUUGAUAAAAAACCGAACACCUCUCCACCGGAUAGUAUAAAUGAUCGACCAACCCCAGUGACAGGAUCAUCUAAAUUCGAAGAUGUACAUUUCUCAUAUCCUGCACGCCCCACUUCAAAAAUUCUAAGAGGUCUUUCAAUGUCAAUACCUUCUAAUAAAACUAUAGCAUUAGUUGGUUCGAGUGGUAGUGGGAAAUCUACGGUAAUUUCACUACUUUUACGUUACUAUAAUGCCAAUUCUGGGGUCAUCCAUAUGGAAGAUGUUGAUAUCUUACAAUGGGAUUUGGAAUAUUUAAGAGAUAAUCUUUCUUUGGUUGGACAAGAACCUAUUUUAUUUGAUUUAACUAUCGGAGAAAAUAUAGCUUAUGGGAAAGAUGGAGCCACUCAGGAUGAAAUUGAAGCGUCUGCCAAACAGGCUAAUAUACACGAUUUUAUUGAAUCGCUGCCGGAAAGUUAUAAUACCAGAGUUGGUGAAAAAGGAGCACAAUUAAGUGGUGGACAAAAACAACGAAUUGCCAUUGCGAGAGCUUUAAUCAGGCGUCCUAAACUGUUAUUAUUGGAUGAGGCUACUUCUGCAUUAGAUUCCGAAUCCGAAAAGGUUGUGCAAGAUGCUCUUGAUAAUGCCGCUAAGGAUCGAACCACUUUAACGAUUGCCCAUCGAUUAUCCACUAUCCAAGAUUCUGAUUUAAUUUUGGUUUGUAAAAAAGGCAAAGUUGUUGAAUCUGGUAAACAUUUUGAUCUAGUUGCUAAAAAGGGGAUAUAUUUUGAUCUAGUUAACAAGCAAUCCCUUACAAAAAUUCACAAGUGA
Funneliformis geosporum is the source of this 3591-nucleotide messenger RNA. The record is from the annotation of a GenBank genome assembly. NCBI's taxonomy places the organism in Eukaryota, Fungi, Glomeromycota, Glomeromycetes, Glomerales, Glomeraceae.